This is a messenger RNA of Nematolebias whitei (Rio pearlfish), 1597 nucleotides long. RefSeq names its product sorting nexin-19. Gene Ontology annotation, molecular function: phosphatidylinositol binding. Lineage: Eukaryota; Metazoa; Chordata; Actinopteri; Cyprinodontiformes; Rivulidae. The record is from RefSeq and is a predicted model, not a curated record. Gene Ontology annotation, cellular component: early endosome membrane; intracellular membrane-bounded organelle.
GGGAAAAGUGUUGAACUUGUUGGGCUGCCACGUGCAGGACUACCUCAGAGCCAAGGAGCUGCUUAUGGGAAAACAGCAUGAUCAGAGUGAACAGCUGUGGAAAGCAUAUUCAAGCAUUACUAAACCUCACCUUGUUAUGAACGAUGAUGCAGAGGAACUCAACUAUGUCAGAGCUGUUGUUGAUUUGUUGCUUCGUGUUUUGGUACCAUCACCACAUUUAGAAACCCGCACGGGACAGUUUGUUGUCGGAGAGCUCAUCACCUGCAACGCCCUGCUCCCUUUUUUUGCGAAAUUGUCUGACCCAGACUGGCUGAAUCUCCUUGUGAUUGAAAUCUUUGGUAAGUCCAGCACGCCACAUGAAGCAAUAGCAAAAGAACCACAGCCUUCCUCACUAGCACUACCUUCUGCAGAAUCUGAGAUGGCUUUGCCCCAACAAGUAGCACAUGUAUCUCAAACAAAUAAUGAAGUUCCUUUACAAAGAGCACAGGUUGAGCACUUUAAUAACCCAGAUGUGGCAGCCCCUGUGCUUACUGCCUAUGAUGUGAAUGACUCUGAGGAAGAUAAAUCUACUCAACCAUGUUUAAGGCACUACAUAAGAGGAAGAAAGUUAAACCCAUUUUACCAAGAAAAUGACUCAGACCUGGACUCUCCGUUGGCUGACUAUAAGCAAAGUUCUACUGAUUCAUUGCUCAUAAUGGGCCAAGAAGAGGAUUUGUUUGACAGGCAGAAAGACUGUGCCUCAACUGUUGAGAGCAACAAUGGUAUGGACUCAGAAGAUGUUUGCUCCACACCUGUGGAUAGCUCAUGCCCUAAAGUCUUUGUAAAUUCAGUAGUGGUGAUGCAUCCUACUGAGAGUGGCAUAUCAUCGCUUAGAGCAGCAGAUGGGCUAUACAGUGUCAGAAGUCUUCAGGACUUGGACAAAGAGGGAAGUUCUUCUGCAGUCAACCCGAACAGAGAGCUUCUGUUAGGCAUAGAACAGACUGGAUUGGGGAAUGCUAAUGAGCUGGCUAUCACAAGUCCAUUGCAGGGCUGUUCUCCACUGUCAACAUUUAGCUUUGAGCCCCUCAGCAGCCCUGAAGGACCAGUCAUCAUCCAGAACCUCCGGAUCACUGGCACAAUCACUGCUAAGGAACACCGUGGCACUGGCUCACACCCCUACACACUUUAUACUGUCAAAUAUGAGACAUCGAUGAGUUGUGAGAACCCAGAAAGUAUCCAAGCAGGUUCUGAUGAUUUAGAGGCCAUUCAAGCAGGCUGUGAGAUUCCAUCAUCCAUCCAGCCUGUAGCCUAUCACAUGGUCAACAGACGAUACAGUGAAUUUCUCAACCUGCAAACUCGGCUUGAAGAAAAAACAGAUCUUCGAAAACUUAUUAAGGGUGUGAAAGGUCCAAAGAAAUUAUUUCCCGACAUGCCAUUUGGCAACAUGGACAGUGACAAGAUUGAGGCCAGAAGAGGUCUACUUGAGACCUUUGUAAAGCAUUUAUGUGCCAUCCCUGAAAUAGCCAACAGUGAAGAGAUGCAGGAGUUUCUUGCCCUCAAUACAGAUGCCAGGAUUGCCUUUGUUAAGAAGCCUUUCAUUGUUUCACGCAUAGAUAAG